GGACCGCCGCGCGUUCCAGCGGCAGAGCAGGGUGGGUGGGGCGGGAGUGCCGGGCCUCCGCCCCCUCCGCCUGCCUUUCUUUCCUGCCUCUCUAGGUCCCCGGGGCCGGCGGACCCGCGGGCAGGCACUGCUUGGGCUGGACGACCUCUGGCCGGCUCCCGGCGAAGAGCAGCGGAGGAGCGGCCCAGCGCGCGCAGCUAGGGCACUGGUGAAACGCCGGGACAGUCCCUCUCCGUGCGGGGGCGGCGCAGAGCAGUCCCAUCCCCGGGGUCCCGGGCGCGGCUGACUGCCGGCUGGUUCCCUGCGCUCAGUAGCUCCCCGAGCCAGGCUGCACCGGAGGCGGCGAGAUGGUCGCGCGCCUCGGCCUCCUGCUGCGCGCCCUGCCGCUGCUACUGUGGGGCCGCCUGGACGCCCAGCCGGCGGAGCGCGGAGGCCAGGAGCUGCGCAAGGAGGCGGAGGCAUUCCUAGAGAAGUACGGAUACCUCAAUGAACAGGUCCCCAAAGCUCCCACCUCCAGUCGAUUCAGCGAUGCCAUCAGAGCGUUUCAGUGGGUGUCCCAGCUACCUGUCAGCGGCGUGCUGGACCGCGCCACUCUGCGCCAGAUGACUCGUCCCCGCUGUGGGGUUACAGAUACCAACAGUUAUGCGGCCUGGGCUGAGAGGAUCAGUGACUUGUUUGCUAGACACCGGACCAAAAUGAGGCGUAAGAAACGCUUUGCAAAGCAAGGUAACAAAUGGUACAAGCAGCACCUCUCCUACCGCCUGGUGAACUGGCCUGAGCGUCUGCCAGAGCUGGCAGUUCGGGGCGCCGUGCGCGCCGCCUUCCAGUUGUGGAGUAACGUCUCAGCGCUGGAGUUCUGGGAGGCCCCAGCCACAGGCCCUGCUGACAUCCGGCUCACCUUCUUCCAAAGGGACCACAACGACGGGCUGGGCAACGCCUUUGAUGGCCCAGGGGGCGCCCUGGCGCACGCCUUCCUGCCCCGCCGCGGCGAAGCGCACUUCGAUCAAGAUGAGCGCUGGUCCCUGAGCCGCCGCCGCGGGCGCAACCUGUUCGUGGUGCUGGCGCACGAGAUCGGUCACACGCUUGGCCUCACCCACUCGCCCGCGCCGCGCGCGCUCAUGGCGCCCUACUACAAGAGGCUGGGCCGCGACGCGCUGCUCAGCUGGGACGACGUGCUGGCCGUGCAGAGCCUGUAUGGGAAGCCCCUAGGGGGCUCAGUGGCCAUCCAGCUCCCAGGAAAGCUGUUCACUGACUUUGAGGCCUGGGACUCCCACAGCCCCCAAGGAAGGCGCCCUGAAACGCAGGGCCCUAAAUACUGCCACUCUUCCUUUGAUGCCAUCACUGUUGGACGGCAUCUUCCCUGGAAAGACAGCAGGAAGCUGAUGGUCACUCCUCAACUCCCUCUCGUCUCUGGGCAGACAGGCAACAGCAACUGUACAUUUUUAAAGGGAGCCACUUCUGGGAGGUGGCAGCUGAUGGCAACGUCUCAGAGCCCCGUCCACUACAGGAAAGGUGGGUCGGGCUGUCCCCCAACAUUGAGGCUGCUGCAGUGUCAUUGGAGGAUGGAGAUUUCUACUUCUUCAAAGGGGGUCGAUGCUGGAGGUUCCGGGGCCCCAAGCCAGUGUGGGGUCUCCCACAGCUGUGCCGGGCAGGGGGCCUGCCCCGCCAUCCCGACGCCGCCCUCUUCUUCCCUCCUCUGCGCCGCCUCAUCCUCUUCAAGGGUGCCCGCUACUACGUGCUGGCCCGAGGGGGACUGCAAGUGGAGCCCUACUACCCCCGAAGUCUGCAGGACUGGGGAGGCAUCCCUGAGGAGGUCAGCGGCGCCCUGCCGAGGCCUGAUGGCUCCAUCAUCUUCUUCCGAGACGACCGCUACUGGCGCCUCGACCAGGCCAAACUGCGGGCGACCACCUCGGGCCGCUGGGCCACCGAGCUGCCCUGGAUGGGCUGCUGGCAUGCCAACUCGGGGAGCGCCCUGUUCUGAAGGCACCUCCUCACCUCCGAAACUGGUGGUGCUCUCAGGGCGAAAUCAUGUUCCCCACCCCCAGGGCAGAACCCAUCUUAGAAGCCUCUGAGUCCCUCUGCAGAAGACCGGGCAGCAAAGCCUCCAUCUGGAAGUCUGUCUGCCUUUGUUCCUUGAAGAAUGCAGCAUUGUCUUUGUCUGUUCCCACCACAUGGAGGUGGGGGUGGGAUCAAUCUUAGGAAAAGCAAAAAAGGGUCCCAGAUCCCUUGGCCCUUUCCUCCAAGGACUUCUAUCCUCCCCAGGCCUUUGUUUCUUCUGCUAAAGGUACAGUUCCUUUCAAGAGGUGACAGCACUGGGAUCCAAGCAGGGGGAUGAAAAACUCAACAGAGAUAUUACAGACCAUUUUGCAAGACUGUGCCCUUCUCCUCAGGACCUCCUGGCUCAGUUCUUGAAAAACGGUGUCAUAUUUAGUUAGAGGCCCCACCCCUAGGAAGCAUGGUUGGGGAUGAAGGCACAGGCGUCUCCAACCUCAGGGGCCUUUUGUGGGGUCAGGACGCAGAGUGGGAGGGAGACUGAUGCAGGCCUACCAGUCCCUGGCUUUUUGUCUGGGGCUAGAAUAAAGAGGUGCCUUCAGCUGGUGGGCCAAGAGGCAGGAA
Molecule: messenger RNA, 2616 nt
Organism: Pongo pygmaeus (Bornean orangutan)
Lineage: Eukaryota; Metazoa; Chordata; Mammalia; Primates; Hominidae
Gene: MMP28
Product: matrix metallopeptidase 28
Exons: 8
Coding region: 348-2072 (574 amino acids)
Biological process (GO): extracellular matrix organization; proteolysis; collagen catabolic process
Cellular component (GO): extracellular matrix
Molecular function (GO): metalloendopeptidase activity; zinc ion binding
Source: RefSeq, a predicted model, not a curated record